This is a messenger RNA of Scomber japonicus (chub mackerel), 2956 nucleotides long. RefSeq names its product AN1-type zinc finger protein 3-like. The transcript has 6 exons. Gene Ontology annotation, molecular function: zinc ion binding; DNA binding. The record is from RefSeq and is a predicted model, not a curated record. Lineage: Eukaryota; Metazoa; Chordata; Actinopteri; Scombriformes; Scombridae. The coding region runs from base 264 to 1001 and encodes 245 amino acids.
AUCCCCCCGGUGACUCUGUCCGUCUGUAGCUCUGACAGCUCCGAUAUCUCAAAGUCCAUUUAAACUGUUUUAAUACUCCGCACUUUCGUGGCCGCUCGUGUCGGCAAAUUGUUCGUCAUCCGGUGAAACUUUAGAGGAUUAUCGGGCAGGGGCAUUGAAGCUCUACUUGUCAAAGCCAGGAAAAACCUCAACGCAAAUACGAGGCCCUCACUCCGUCCCCGGAUUCACCUGCUACGCGAAGAGCCUCACACGGGAGAGCCGACAUGGGGGACACGGGGAGCGAAGGCAGCAAGCCUCCGAGCAACGUUAACGUGAUACCCCCGCGUUGCCCCUGCGGGUUUUGGGGGUCGAGCAAAACUAUGAAUCUGUGCUCAAAAUGUUUUGCAGACAUACAGAAGAAACAGACAGAUGGUGAUUGUGCCCCAAAAGCCUCCUCAAGCUCCAGCAGCAGCCAAGCAGACAUCUUCUGUAAUGAAUCAAACAGCAGCAUCAGUCCGUCGCUCAUGUCGAUGUCUAACACAUCAGAAGAGCCUUUGCCAGGAGAGACAGGAGUGACAACUCUACCUGCUCAGGAAGAAGUAUCCAGCACAGACACAGUCUUCAGUUCACUCUCCACUCCCACAAAACGCUCCUUUGAGUCAGCCUCGGAGUCAGAAAGUGACGUGUCUCCCGACAAGCGAGCGAGAGUGGGUGAGCUGCCAGAGAGUGAGGAGUCGUCGUCAUCAUCUUUGUCUGCAUCACCAUCCUCAUCUCGCGGUGGCUCCAAACAGCGGAGCCGCAAACGCUGCCAUCGCUGCCAAACCAAACUGGAGUUGGUUCAGCAAGAGCUCGGGUCCUGUCGCUGUGGUUAUGUCUUCUGUAUGCUCCACCGGCUCCCAGAGCAACACGAGUGCCUGUUUGACCACCUGGGCCGUGGUCGGCAGGAAGCUGUCCUCAAGAUGGUCAAGCUUGACCGCAAGGUGGGCCGCUCUUGCCAGCGCAUCGGCGAGGAGUGCUCCUGAGCGGCUGUUUCCCACAAAAUAAUCUCGGUGUUCAGACGGUGUCUUAGCACUAACAGGGAUUUUCUUUUUUUUUUCUCUUCUCAUUUUGGUUUUCAGGAUUUUUGCAGGGUUUUUUUUUUUGGAUACAAACCUGCUCUCAUUUAUUUCAAAUUAUGUUUGCUUUUUUCAAUCCCACUGUUACCCAUAUCCACGUUGUUUUCUGCUUUUGUUGGCUUGAUCAUAUCCCUACUGCUAAGACGCCUUUUGGAAAAUCCAAACCCAGGAAUAAGAGAACAAGAAAGAGCAAAGGAAAUAUAUACUUUCUACGCUUUUUCGCAAGGUCCUGACUACAAAAGUGUGAGUGGAGUAAGAAUGGAUAUAAAGAUGAGGAGAAGAAAUACAAGGCUUUAUACAAAUGUUUGUCCAGGAAGCCAGUUUGAGACUAUACUCUUUACCUCAAAAAAAAAGAAAAAAAAAAAAAAAAAGAUGAAGAGGAAGGGAUGGUUACCCUUUGUGUACACUUUUGCUUUGGCAAUGUUUAUAGACUGUGCUCUUUACCUCAAAAUCAGACAGAGCUGCUUUCUACUCUGCGCCAAGCAUGGACUUAGUGAAGCCAACCCAGCUAGCCAGCGUCAGUCGGUGUCUCACCCCCAGGCCGUCCACCACCUCUAAUCCUGAAUCACCUGUUAAUCAUCCACCUCAGGAUAUCAAAACUUAAUCUGAACCCUUCCUUCAUCCAACUUGCAGCCUUCUCUUUUCCUCUACAGGACACUUUUCUGCCCCUUUGGUUUCAUCAUUGUUCUGAAUGUGUUUCUGUGUUACCGAGGACACCACUGUGGACAAUGAAAGUGGCAUAUUACUGUAAGCUCAAGUUGAGAAUUUGCAGUGUGAGCUGGACUAAAACACAUAUUGUGCUGGUGGGGACAGUGAGCUGGUUGUUGGACUGCAGCACAGAUCUGUCUUUAACAUCGGUGUGAUUGAUCAAAACUUAAUAUGUUGAAAAUUCUCUCUGUCUUCCUCUUUUUUUUUUUUCUAAGUCUUUAUCUCCUGAUUUUCUCCAGCCCUACCACAGGCAGGCAUUUCCAUUGUCUCUCAGAAACAUGGAUUAUGUGUGUUGGACGUGACAAGAUGGAUAUUAAAAUGUGCUUAUGAUUUUGUAAGUUUGCAUUGUACACAUUACAGUACUUUUGCUAAGGACACAAACACUUUAUAAUGGGUAUGUGCCCAGCUGUUGUUCACAUGGAGCACAAGCAGGUAAAAAUCAAACAUUGCUGUACACUUGGAGUCACUCAGAGGUUAUUGCUUGUUUGGGAUGGUGAUGGUUGUUAUUGUUCAGGUCUCUCAAUGUCUUAGGCCUUCAUUUCAGUUAUCCACAGUUUUAAAGGUAAUUUUUGGCUCUAGCUGUGAAACAAGACUCUGUGUUCUUGGGUUUUUCAUUCCUCUUUUCAGUACUUAAAAAGUCCUCCUUACUUCACUACCCCAUGUUUUGAUUUCCAGAUAGCGUGACAAGCUCUCAUGCACCCUCCUCCUCCUCCUGUCUUUCACUCCCCUUUUCUCAUCUUUUCCUUUAUUGAUUGCUCUAUAUUUUUCCCCCUUAUUUCAACUUCUCUGUCUUGCCUCCUCAAUUUUUCUUGUACAUGAGGGGAAGAGGGCUGUGGUGAGUGGAGCCUCGAAAGUCAAAAUCAGCAAAUAAUUACUUUCUAAAUGUUUUCCUGGUGGACUAUGGGAGACAUGAACAGAAAAUGCAUAAUGAAUGAAUAUUCUGUAUCUUAAAGAAAACCUUAUUUAACCCUUUUUUGCUUUUCAGAUUUACUUACACUUUAGUGUAGAGUUGCUUUUUUUUUUGGUUGUAAGAUGGUAUAAAAUGGGAAGAUAAACCUGGAAAAUGCUAUAUUUUGUUUCCAUUACAUUUUGUUUUUCCUCUCCAACUUUUUCUUUUAUUGAGAAAGAAUAAACUGGAUUAGACAAAAUGUGAA